Molecule: messenger RNA, 709 nt
Organism: Syzygium oleosum
Lineage: Eukaryota; Viridiplantae; Streptophyta; Magnoliopsida; Myrtales; Myrtaceae
Exons: 1
Coding region: 50-607 (185 amino acids)
Source: RefSeq, a predicted model, not a curated record
GAAGCGCACGACGUUUCUUCUCUAACAUUUCACCGCAACCCUAGAAAACAUGGGGAUUUGCAGCUCCAGCGAGUCGACGUCCGUGGCCACCGUGAAGCUCAUCCUCCACGACGGUCGGCUUCAGGAGUUCUCGUACCCGGUGAAGGCAUCGCACGUGCUCCAGAAGAACCCCGCGUGCUUCAUAUGCGACUCGGACGACAUGGACUUCGACGAUGUCGUCGUGGCCGUCAGCUCCGAGGAGGAUCUCCUGCCGGGGCAGCUCUACUUCGUGCUGCCGAUGAGCUGGCUGGGUAGCCCGCUCCGGCCAGCUGAGAUGGCGGAUUUGGCCGUGAAAGCAGACUCAGCUUUGAAGAUGAGUAAAGAUCAAGCGAAGCGGGUGUAUAGCGCACGCAGAUGCGGGUGUGAUAGGGAAACAGUGGUCGAGCCGGUGGUGCUCGCGAGCACGAGAGAUGUGAGAACGACACAUCGCAAUAGAAUUUCUCGUGUUGGCAGAGGUGCCGGCGACAGAAGAUUGCCGGUGGAGAGAAGAGGGAGAAGCGGUAGUCACAGCGGACGUCGUGGACGCGGUUUCAAGGCAAAGCUAAGUAUCAUCGUGGAGGAAGACUAAUAAUUUCGAUAGCACUUCUCAUUUUGGGCCAAAGUCUUGACUGCAGUAUAGUUGUAACUUUGGGGUACAUAUGGCAAAACCUAAGCAUUAUCCUUUUUGGGC